Molecule: messenger RNA, 4362 nt
Organism: Aspergillus heteromorphus CBS 117.55
Lineage: Eukaryota; Fungi; Ascomycota; Eurotiomycetes; Eurotiales; Aspergillaceae
Product: ABC drug exporter AbcA
Exons: 3
Coding region: 1-4362 (1453 amino acids)
Biological process (GO): transmembrane transport
Cellular component (GO): membrane
Molecular function (GO): ABC-type transporter activity; ATP binding; ATP hydrolysis activity
Source: RefSeq, a predicted model, not a curated record
AUGAAUAGCGAUCAUGAGGCCAAAAGCCGACCCACUUCCAGCAUAGAGAAGAGGGAAGAGGAGGUUCAUCAGCUAGCCAGGCAGUUCACCGAGCAGAGCACCUUUUCUGCUGUCGGAGAAAACCCCUUUGCUGCGGGUGCAGGAUCGGCCCUGGACCCCAAUAGUGAAUCCUUCAAUGCUCGGGCAUGGUGCAAGGCCAUGCUGCAGAUGCACACCGAGGACAAAGAGGCACAUCCGCUGCGAACCCUGGGAGUCGCCUUCAGCAACCUCAACGUACACGGGUUCGGCUCCGACACCGAUUACCAGAAGAGUGUCGGCAAUGUUUGGUUGGAGGCGCUUGGUCUGGCAAGGAAGGCUCUCGGUCAUCAGCAGCGCAAAAUCCAGAUUUUACAGAACCUGGAAGGCUUCGUGGAGGCCGGAGAGAUGCUGGUGGUUCUCGGGCCCCCUGGGUCGGGAUGCUCGACGUUUUUGAAGACUAUAGCUGGAGAGACGUAUGGCUUUCAUGUUGAAAAGAGCUCUAGCAUCAAUUUUCAAGGCGUGAACGCGAAACAAAUGGCGCAUGAGUUCCGAGGAGAGGCCAUUUAUGCCGCCGAGGUCGAUGUCCACUUCCCCAACCUCACUGUCGGAGAUACCCUUUUCUUUGCCGCUCGCGCCCGAGCUCCACGGCACAUUCCUGGGGGGGUGGAUGUGGCCCAGUAUGCCAGCCACAUGCGAGACGUGAUCAUGGCCAUGUUUGGAAUCAGCCAUACCAAGAACACGAUCGUGGGAAACGACUUCAUCCGUGGGGUGUCUGGGGGAGAGCGCAAGCGGGUCAGUAUCGCCGAAGCGUGCCUCAGCAGUGCGCCGCUGCAGUGUUGGGACAACUCCACGCGCGGUCUUGAUAGUGCCAAUGCCAUCGAGUUCUGCAAGACCUUGCGCAUGCAGGCGGGUAUUAAUAACGCCACAGCCUGUGUCUCUCUUUAUCAAGCUCCUCAGGCUGCCUACGACUACUUCGAUAAGGUGCUGGUUUUAUACCAAGGUCGCGAGAUCUACUUCGGUCCCACAAAAAGCGCAAAGCAGUACUUCGUCGAUAUGGGAUUUGUCUGCCCCGAGAGACAGACGGAUGCGGAUUUUCUUACCUCUAUGACCAGCCAUCUCGAGCGUGUUGUACAGUCAGGCUACGAAGACCGCGUGCCCCGGACACCCGAUGAAUUCGCUGCACAAUGGAAGGCCUCGCCACAGCGAGCCCAGCUUCUGCGGGACAUCGAACAGUAUAAUGCCAAGUUCGCACUGGGUGGAGAGUUCUUGAGCAAGUUCAAACAGUCCCGUCGAGCCCAGCAAGCCAAGGUCCAGCAUGUAUCCUCACCAUAUACUCUGUCCUAUGGACAGCAGGUGAGCCUGUGCCUGUGGCGCGGGUAUCAACGAUUAAAGGCGGAUCCCAGUGUCACGAUUUCUUCGUUGGUUGGGAAUACCAUCGUAGCCCUGAUUAUCGCCAGCAUCUUCUACAACCUUGAGAGCGACACGAGCACCUUCUUCCAGCGCGGUGCUCUUCUCUUCUUCGCUGUCCUCAUCAAUGCCCUUGGCUGUGGCUUGGAAAUGCUGACUCUGUACGCGCAACGAGGAAUCGUAGAGAAGCACUCCCGAUAUGCCCUUUACCACCCAUCUGCUGAAGCGCUUUCGUCGAUGAUCAUGGACUUACCCUACAAAAUCCUCAACGCUCUUAUAUCCAACUCCGUUCUCUAUUUCAUGACCAACCUGAGGCGAGAACCUGGCGCUUUCUUCUUCUUUAUCUUCACCUCAUUUAUGCUGACUCUGACGAUGUCCAUGUUCUUCCGGUCUAUGGCAUCGUUAACGAGAUCUCUUGUUCAAGCCCUACCCUUCUGCGCUGUCGUGCUUCUCGGUUUCUAUAUGUAUACUGGGUUUGUUAUCCCGACAGGGUAUAUGCUUGGGUGGGCUCGCUGGAUUGCCUACAUUAACCCGAUACAGUAUGGGUUUGAAUCUCUCCUGGUGAAUGAGUUCCAUAAUCGCGACUUCCCGUGCACAAACUAUGUCCCAUCGGGUCCUAGCUACGCGGAUCUUAGCUCCAGCAACCGUGUGUGCUCCACCGUCGGAUCAAUACCCGGACAACCCUCUGUGAAUGGCGACGCCUACAUCCAGUCAGCAUAUGGCUAUUACGCGUCACACAAGUGGAGGAAUAUCGGGGUCAUAUUUGCCUUCAUGUUCCUGCUCGGGACCGUCUAUCUAGUUGCUACUGACUUCAUCACCGAGAAGAAGUCAAAGGGCGAGAUCCUGGUGUUUCCUCGCGGACAUAAGGCUCUGAAGAGCGGCAAGUCUGACGAUGAUCUUGAACGGGGCAGUGGCCGCAGCGUCACGGUGGAGAAGUCUGACCCAGACGAUCUUGCCAUGAUCGAGCGCCAGACCGCGAUCUUCCAGUGGAAGGAUGUCUGUUUCGAUAUCAAGAUCGGAAAGGAGAACCGCAGGAUCCUUGAUCACGUUGACGGAUGGGUCAAGCCAGGGACCUUGACCGCUCUUAUGGGUGUCUCUGGUGCCGGAAAGACCACACUGUUGGAUGUUCUAGCCACACGCACCACCCUAGGUGUCAUCAGUGGCGAAAUGCUUGUCGAUGGCAACCCGCGGGAUGACUCCUUCCAACGCAAGACCGGCUACGCUCAGCAACAAGAUCUGCAUCUCAGCACUGCUACAGUGCGCGAGGCGCUGGAAUUCUCGGCCCUUCUACGUCAGCCUGCUCAUGUUCCGCGCCAGCAAAAGAUUAGCUACGUGACGGAAGUAAUCAAGCUUCUCGAUAUGACCGACUAUGCGGACGCUGUCAUCGGUCUCCCUGGCGAAGGCCUCAAUGUUGAGCAGCGUAAACGUCUCACAAUCGGGGUCGAACUCGCGGCCAAGCCGGCUUUGCUCCUUUUCUUGGACGAGCCGACCUCAGGGCUUGAUUCUCAGACGUCCUGGGCCAUUCUUGAUCUGCUCAACAAACUGAAGAAGAACGGCCAGGCUAUUUUGUGUACCAUCCAUCAACCAUCAGCCAUGCUGUUCCAGCGCUUUGACUCUCUCCUCUUUCUUCAAGCCGGUGGUCGCACUGUCUACUUUGGAGAAGUCGGCCAGAACUCACAGAUCCUGAUCGACUAUUUCGUGCGUAACGGGGGCCCUCCGUGUCCUCCAGCAGCUAAUCCGGCUGAAUGGAUGCUUGACGUGAUCGGGGCCGCGCCUGGAUCGCAUACUGACAUCAACUGGUUCGAGACAUGGCGCAACUCGGCUGAAUACGCACGAGUCCAAGAGCAUCUCACCGAACUGAAACAUGAGCGCUCCCAGCAAGCCAAACUAACCCGCACCACAUCCGGCCAGACGCGCGAAGACAAAGCCAGCUACCGCGAAUUCGCAGCUCCUUUCUGGGCGCAGCUCUGCGAAGCGCAAGUCCGAAUCUUCCAGCAAAUCUGGCGCUCACCCACCUACAUCUACUCCAAGACCAUCCUCUGUGUCUUCUCCGCUCUCUUCAUCGGCUUCUCUCUCUUCCACACCCCGAACACAAUCCAAGGCCUUCAGAACCAAAUGUUCGGCAUCUUCAUGCUCCUCAUGCUCUUCGGCCAACUAAUCCAGCAGAUCAUGCCGCAUUUUGUCGCCCAGCGCGCGCUAUACGAGGUCCGCGAGCGGUCCUCCAAAACCUAUUCCUGGAAAGUCUUCAUAAUCACCAAUAUAAUCGUCGAACUCCCCUGGAACUCUCUCAUGUCCGUCUUCAUGUUCCUGUGCUGGUACUACCCAAUCGGCCUAUACCACAACGCCGAGCCAACGGGCGCGGUGCAGCUGCGGGGAACGCAAAUGUGGCUGAUGAUAUGGACGUUCCUUCUCUUCGCGUCGACAUUUGCCCAUUUCAUGAUCGCGGCGUUCGACGCCGCCGAGAACGCCGGAAACCUCGGCAGCUUUCUCCUCCUGCUUUGCCUUCUUUUCUGCGGUGUGCUGGCGACCCCGGCCCAGCUCCCGGGGUUCUGGAUCUUCAUGUACCGCGUUUCGCCGUUCACGUACCUGGUCAGCGGCAUGUUGUCGGUGGGCAUAGCAAAUACGAAGGUCACCUGCGCGGACAACGAGUAUCUGCACUUCGAUCCGGUCAACGGGACGUGCGGCGAGUACAUGCAGCCGUACAUAUCCAGUGCGGGCGGGUAUCUUGAAGACAGCGCGGCGACGUCUGGCUGCAGCUUCUGUCCUAUCGCGGAGACGAAUGCGUUCCUGCGCAGUGUUUCAUCGAGCUACUCGGACAUCUGGAGGAACUUUGGCCUCAUGUGGGUUUUUAUUCUGUUCAAUAUCUUGGCCGCGUGUUUGCUGUACUGGUGGGUGAGGGUUCCGAGGGUCAAGAAGCCUGUUUCGAAGAUCGAGUGA